GAGCCAUGGAGGGCGGUAGCAGUUCUGUGUACAUGUGUUUCCCCUGCUACCAGGAGUUCCCCACGCUAGAGGAGGUGCUAGCCCACCAGGUCAACUGCAGCGUAGAGGCACCCGCACAGUCAAACCAGCAGCAUCUAGAUGCCGCGCCCCCACCUGAGCCCCCGGACGGCGCAGGAGACCCCGUAGCGGGUCAUGAGCACGUGGAGGGUUCGGUGCUCAGCCCCAGUGGUGUCGGGGCAGGGCCGGGCGGAGGAGGAGGCAGCGAUGGUGAUGGCGACGCGCCGCGCAUCCUGUACCAGUGUGGCGACUGCGAGGUGCUCUUCGACUCCCUCAGUCUGUGGCAGUACCACCGCAAACAAGGAGGCUGCCAACAACAGGAGCAACAGGACGACACACAAACACAAACACACGCGGAGGAACACAAACUCACUCCCAUCCUCGACCAUAAACAGGAGCAGGUGGAGACUCCAACAGACGCGCACGUACAAAUGGACAACGCUCAGGGGCCCACGGAGAAGGAGCAUUCCCGGGACACGGCCCAGACUGAAGGGACCAAUGAAGGAGCGGUGGAUUUGCCCAACAGCCAGGAGCAGCCAAUCAGCAGUGGUGAUGCAUCAAUGGUGGCGGUGGCAGUGGAGCCCCCUGGUGACGUGGAGGAGGAGGAGGUGGAGGAGGUGCGUGUGCGUAAGAGGCCAGUGAAGAAGGCGAGGCUUCCGUCCAGCCUGCUGUGUCUGGAGUGCGGCGCCGGAUUCUCUGCCAUCGCCGAGCUCGUCCAACACCGACGCAAGCAGCACAGCAUGGACGAAGCCAUGCACGUCUGCCAGGUGUGUGGAGAGGGCUUCUUGAACACCACUCUGUUCCUGUACCACCGCAAGCAGCACCCCCAGCCUCACCCAGCACAACAUCCUGGCACAGGCUGGCCAAUCUCUGGGCAGGGUCUGCCGGGGCAUGUGCAGGUGGUGAUGGAGGAUGAGUCUCAUCACGGCCAGGGCCUUCUCUUAUUGGCUGCUGCCGGAGAGGGCCAGAGCCUGGGAUUGGUCCAGGGAUUGGUCCAGGCCUCAGCAGUUUCCCCGCAUCCCGAUGGGGAACUGGUGUACAUGGAGGAGGAAGCCCCGCACACUAUGGAGCAUCCCGGCGAAUCACAAGUGGUGUACAUGGAUGCGGAAACUGUAACCACCAAUGAGGAGCAGACCACAUCAGAGACUGUGUACAUGGAGACUGAGACCACUCCCAUUGGAGAAGAAGAGGCACACGGACACAUCGACACACAGACCAAUCAGCUGUCAGACGUAGUGAAGAGAGAGGAGCCUGAGAGGAGAGAGGAGGAGGAGGAGGAUGGUGGGACAAAUAGGAAGACGGGAGGAGAACAGAAGGAGAGAGAGGAAGGAGAGGAGCCUGAGAGGAGAGAGGAGGAGGGCGAGGAGGAGGGUGGGACGAAGAGGAAAACAGGAGGAGAACAGAAGGAGGCAGAGAAAGGAGAGGAGCCAGAGAGGAGGGAGGAGGAGGAGGAGGAGGAGGAGGAUGGGACGAAGAGGAAGACGGGAGCAGAACAGAAGGAGGGAGAAGAGCUUGAGAGCAGAGGAGGAGAGGAGGCAGAGGAAGAGGAGGGUGGGAGGAAGAGAGAUGGAGAGGCGAAGGAGGGAGAGAAGGAUGAAGAGAAGGGGAGGAUAAUGGAGGAGGAGGAGGAGGAGAGUGAUGGUGAUGAUAGUGAUGAUGAAGAUGAGAGCACGGCACGUCGGUUCCUGUGUGUGUCGUGCGGUUCCUCUUUCCUCAGCCAGGAGGCGCUGCAGAGUCACGUCACCACUCGCCAUGGACGCAGCAGCAAGGGGUCACGCGGGGCGCUGAAGAAGUGUGAGGAGUGUGGUCAGGAGUUCAUCAACAUGACGCAGUACCUCUACCAUCGCAAGGAGCACCGCAACGCCAACACACUCGUGCACACACUCACACACACCCCUGCUAAUGCUGCCCAGCACAUAACAGUGGAGUCGUCCUGUUCGCAGAUGAAUGUUGAUCUCCCAGAAGAAGUCUCUGCUGCUGUGCAGAUGAUUUCCCCGGUCACUGGUCUGAUACAGCCCAUCAUGAUACAGUCUGCUGACGCGCUAUUGGCCAGCACAGAGCCCAUCCCACCUCCCCCGGCCCAGCUGUCGCGCGAUUGGUCCAGAGCAUCGUUACCUCACCGCUGUCCUCACUGUGGACGCUCGUUUACCAGGAGAGCGCUCCUGAGAGACCACGUUGCCAGUCACAUAGGACAGAAGCUGUUCAGAUGCCACAGCUGCCCCAAGUCCUUCUCCAGUCCCGCCAACCUGCUGCGCCACAGCCGUACGCACGCGGGCACUCACUCGCUCAGCAGCCGCGUGUACUCGCACGCCCCGCACCGCUGCGACGUAUGCGGCAAAGAGUUUGUCAUCGGAGCGGCACUGAAGCGGCACCUGCUCACGCACUCGCAGCCGCGCUCGCAACACCGCUGCAUGAUCUGCGCCAAAGACUUUGCCGCCGCAGCGACACUGAAGAGGCACCUGCUCAAACACUCGCGGCCGAGCGUCUUCCGAUGCCGGCGCACGCCACACGGGCCACAGGAGGAGGAGGAGGAGGCGGAGGGGGAGGGGCUAGAGGAGGGCGGGCCGCACGUCUGCCCUGACUGCCCCUCUGCUUUCAAACUGCAGUCACAGCUGGAGAGACACAGGUUGCUGCACAACAGCCACCCGUUCCACUGUGAGGUGUGUGGAGACGCCUUCAAACGGAGGAAUGACCUGGAACUACACUCCCUCACACACCAAGAGCCGCGCUCGUGUCCCCACUGCAUGCUGCAGUUCAUCAACCAGGCCGUGCUCCAGAUCCACCUGCAGCGUUGCCCCAGCAACCCCGAGUACAUCAACGAGGUGGCCAACGCCGCAGGAGAGGGACGCGGUAGGGGGAGGGGCCAGGGGCGGGGCAAAGCCGGCGGCCAGCUGGAGUGUGAGAUGUGCGGACACCGCUGCCUAACACAGGACGGUCUGGACCUGCAUCGUCUCUCCCAUACGGGCCAGACGCCUCUCCGCUGCCCGCUGCAGCCGUGCAAGAGGAAGUUCGCCAACAGCGCGGCCCUGGGAGAGCACCUGUUGCAGCACUGCCAGGGGUUGCCGGGGAAACAGCGAGCGCCCUCGCGCUACCGAUGCCAACACUGCGCCAAGGAGUUUGCCUACGCGUCCACCUUCGCCGUGCACUUGCGCAUACACACUGACGAGAGGCCCUUCGAGUGUCCUACAUGUGGUAAGCGUUUCCGGCAGCUUCCCCACCUCCAGGACCAUGAGCGUAUCCACAGCGGUCUGCGUCCAUUCGCCUGCUGGGUGUGCGGCAAGACGUUCAGCGUGGCGUCGCGGCUGACGGAACAUGCCCGCGUCCACAGCGGCGAGAAGCCCUACGCCUGCCCCCGCUGCCCCGUCGCCUUCCGCUCCCGCGCCAACCUCGACAAGCACAUGCACUGCCACGCCGGAGAGCCGCCCGUGCCCAAGGACGCCGGCAGAGGGGAGGGGGACCAGGCCGUACAGACCAUCCUAUUGGUGCACCAGGCGUCCACAGACGACCACCAUGAUGGGUCCGGCAGUGCCAUCCUGCUCCCCGCUGACCAGGCCUCCUCUUCAGGCAUGCUGCUGCCCGGCUCCCCCUCCUCCUCCUCCAUGGUCAUCCUGCACCCCACCAUCACCAUGCCCGCCUCCGCAGCCGCCGCGGCUCUGCCAAACAUGUCCGUGGUGGAGGGACAGGAAGUGCCGCACACCAUCGAGUUUAUUAUCGAGGAGACGGUAUAGCGAACCAGGGAGUUUCAGAGGGAAGAUACCGCGCACUCUUGUCCGAUGCUGCAAUUUAGUGGUUUAGGCGUUAGCGUGAUUGGGGUUUUUGCCACAUGGUUUGGAAUAAUCUAGAUUUUAAUGCUGCAAUGACAUUUUGAGGGGAAAAAAAACUCCCUCCCCCGGACUGAAACGCUGUGUAUUAAAAACAGUGAAAUGGUCAGUGUGCAGGAGUUUUUUCGGAAUUGUCUGCUGAGUGAUCCAUGGGCCAUCUCCGACGCACCUGCCAGCUUAGGGGUAUGAAAAAAGACAAGUUAAAUGCUUCGAUGAAAAGAAAUGGUCAGAUGCGGUAUUGUGUGUGUGUGUGUGUGUGUGUGUGUGUGUGUGUGUGUGUGUGUGUGUGUGUGUGUGUGGCCAGCUCAGGGCUUAUGGUGUACAUAAUAGCAUGUACACUUCUCUACUCUGGUGCCUCUUUUACUUUCCCCAUGUCAAUAUGUAAUUAUGAUUUAACUGGAGCUGAAAUCUACUUGCGUUACUGUUCAAUAAACCAAACACAGCUCAA
Messenger RNA from Engraulis encrasicolus (European anchovy), 4326 nucleotides. It is a transcript of the gene znf574, whose product is annotated as zinc finger protein 574. NCBI's taxonomy places the organism in Eukaryota, Metazoa, Chordata, Actinopteri, Clupeiformes, Engraulidae. The record is from RefSeq and is a predicted model, not a curated record. The coding region runs from base 6 to 3785 and encodes 1259 amino acids. The transcript has 14 exons.